AUGAGCAUGCCACCACCCGAUACUAUACCUAACAACACCACCACCAACUUAUUUUCGACCAAUGACAUGUUGGCAAGACGAAUCAAACCAAUAGAAACCUGUGACAACUGUAAGAAUCGUAAAGUAAAAUGUAACAAAGAAAAGCCAAUUUGUGGGACUUGCAAUAAGACUAAACGUGUCUGUACUUAUAACUUUUCAGCAUCAUCGAAACGACCUCGCCCAAAAAGUGAACUUGAAAUUCUACAAGAACAAAAUGUUGCAUUACAAGUUGAAAAUGAUUAUUUAGCUGGAAAUGGAGUUCUUGACUGGAGUGGGUUUUAUCCUCCUUUGGAUGUAGAAUCUAUCCAAUUUCUACCAAGUUUAAAUCAAAAUCUUUCUGAAGAAACAUUACAAUUUACUUCUCAAUUCGCUGCUUCUAUUCAAAAAGAUGAACAGGGUAUUCCCAUAAAUGAUUCAGAUAACUAUAAUAACACCAAAUUUGGUCACGCAGAUCAAACAUCUAUAGAAGAACUUACCAAUCAAUUGAAAAGUAGUUUGAAAAUAUAUGAGUCAACUAGAUAUGUUGGUACAGGGUCAUUGUUGAUGUUGAAUGAGACGGGGGAAGAACAAAUGAUUCCGCAACCACAAGAUGAUCUAUCUGUUAUUGAACCAUAUUUAAAAAUUAUGCCUAAUCCUGAAACGGCAGAAAGUUUGAUUGAUGUUUAUUAUCAGAGAAAAGUUGUACUUGACUGUUUCAAAGAUUUAUCAACACCACAACAAUUUCUUUUACUCAAUAGUGUUUUCUUUGCUGCAUCUCCAUUUCAUCCUGAUCCAAAUUUACGAGAUGGUGGGAUACAUUAUCAGGUUUUUAUUAAUUAG
Entrophospora candida is the source of this 858-nucleotide messenger RNA. Lineage: Eukaryota; Fungi; Glomeromycota; Glomeromycetes; Entrophosporales; Entrophosporaceae. The record is from the annotation of a GenBank genome assembly.